Molecule: messenger RNA, 1223 nt
Organism: Oryza sativa Japonica Group (Japanese rice)
Lineage: Eukaryota; Viridiplantae; Streptophyta; Magnoliopsida; Poales; Poaceae
Product: ethylene-response factor C3
Biological process (GO): ethylene-activated signaling pathway; regulation of DNA-templated transcription
Molecular function (GO): DNA-binding transcription factor activity; DNA binding
Source: RefSeq, a predicted model, not a curated record
GUUUCGGCUCCUCUGUUUCCUUUCCUACUACAGUAGAGUAGCUCCAUUUCCAUUUGAGUUUUGAUUUUUGAGGAUAUAUGAUGCAGCCACCGUACACGUACAGCAACAGCUACCACCAUAUCCAUAGCAGCUUGCCGCCGGAGAUGAGCGACCGCGACGUCGACAUGCACAUCCUCACCGCUCUCAUGGCCGACAUGGCCGAUUCGUCAUCCUCCUCCUCCUCCUCCUCAUCAUCAUCAUCAUCCGACGACUCCGACAUGCGAGCAUCAGCAGCAGCAGCUGAGCCUGAGCACCGGAGGAGCCCUGCACCGCCGCCGCCACCGAGGCAGCAGCAGUUGAUCGGGGUGCGGAAGCGUCCAUGGGGCAAGUUCGCCGCCGAGAUCCGCGACUCCACCCGCAAGGGUGCUCGCGUGUGGCUGGGCACCUUCGACAGCCCAGAGGCCGCCGCCAUGGCCUACGACCAGGCCGCCUUCUCCGUCCGGGGCGCCUCCGCCGUCCUCAACUUCCCCCUCCACCGCGUCCAGGAGUCGCUCCAGGCACUCGCCCUCGGCGCCGCCGGAGGAUCGCCGGUACUCGCCCUCAAGCGCCGCCACUCCAUCCGCAAGCGCCGCAAGCCUACCAAGCACAUGCUGCUCAUGCAACAACAACAACAAGAGCCGACGGUGGUGGAGCUGGAGGACCUCGGUGCCGACUACCUGGAGGAGCUCCUCCGCCUAUCCGAGUCCUCCUCCUCCUCCUCUUCUUCCUCCAUCUCCAACUUCACCACUACACCAAAUCGUCAUUGCCAAUCCUAGCUACUCACGAUCGAUCAACUUGUCUUCUUGUUGUUGUUGUUGUUGUUUACUCGCGCGAUCGAUCUAGCUUCUCAUGUUCAGUAAUCAGUAGAGGAUUAUAUAUAUGUUUUUUCUUACCAUUAGAUAGAGGAGUAGAUAGAUGGAUGGGCAGACAAAAUCAAGCUCCACGCCAUGCAUAUAUACUCUUAUAUAUAUAUAUAUAUAUAUUUAAAUAUAUAUAUAUAUAUAUCCAUCCAUCACUUGGAGAUCCAUCAAGCAUAUCGAUACCAGUGCAUGGAUGGUUGUUUAAUUUUUGUUCAAAUUAAGGUUUUCAGAUAUCUAAUACCCGCCCCCAUGCAUGGAACCAACAAGUUGUAUAUAUGCUUGCUUUAUAUAUAUUGCCACUGAUUAGUGAUUAAUCUCAGUGGUCGGAGGCAGAUUCUUAUGUCU